Kluyveromyces lactis is the source of this 4200-nucleotide messenger RNA. RefSeq names its product Snt1p (gene SNT1). NCBI's taxonomy places the organism in Eukaryota, Fungi, Ascomycota, Saccharomycetes, Saccharomycetales, Saccharomycetaceae. Gene Ontology annotation, cellular component: Set3 complex. The record is from RefSeq and is a predicted model, not a curated record. The coding region runs from base 1 to 4200 and encodes 1399 amino acids. The transcript has a single exon. Gene Ontology annotation, biological process: regulation of transcription by RNA polymerase II.
AUGCCUAUUCAGCACCGUAUAGGUGAAAAGAAGCGUUACCACUACGGUGGUGGCGCUUCAGGACGAUAUAGUUCUUCGUCUUCGAUAGGUCGAAAUCCUGGACAAACAGCACUUUCUGGAGAAAGGGAUCGUGGCCACUCUCAGGAAUCUGGUAAUGGUACACCCAACUCGAGUAGUGGAGACGGUUCUCCAGCUCAUAUUACGGGGAGUAGACAUUCUAGGUAUGAUCCAAAUGCUAAUGUUAGUGGUCGUAGCUCGAUGAGCUCACGGCCUGGAUCAAGAUUUAAUCCUAAUGUAACGAUUUCAGAUACUGUACCAACUUUAGUUAAAAGAGCUGGCUUGAACGAUAAUGCGAGUAAUAACAACGGAUCAUCCGGUUCGAGAUGGGCUGGGUCACAUAGUCGUUACAAUCCUCAAAUAUCGAAUAAUAUGCAACUCUCAUCUGGUGCAAAUGUACCGUUACUGGGGAACGGACAACUGAUUCCAGCUACCGCUCCUGUUAGUGGCGUUAAUAGCACACACUUUUAUCCUUCGGGCAGCGGGGCAGGCUCCAAUCCAUAUUCUUCGUACGUAACGGGAAAAUCACAAAGGCCAAGGAGUUCAUUUGAUACUUUCCCAUCAAAUGAUAACAUUCACGGGAUGAACGUCAAUGGCAGUGCGAACAAUACGAAUAAUAACUUAUCAAAUAUCACAUACAAGAACUCAAAACCUUCAUCCGCAAAAUCAUCAAAGAACAUUACUUCGUCAGUAAGCGGCUCAAGAGGAUCUUAUUGGGGGAGCCGUAACGUAAGGACUGGUAAAUAUCAUUCAAAUUCAAGAUAUAACGGGUUCAAAAAAUAUUCUUCAGACUAUGGCCCUCACGAUAUGACUGACAUACCUAAAUCGAAGAAAUCUUUCGAAACGUCCCAUUCGCUAGGUUCUAGUUUAAUCAAUUCAGUUCCCCAGACUACAAAGAAAGUGGAAGAACAGUUACAUUAUGACCAUAAAAGAAUAGAUAUUAGUGCAGAUGAAUACACUGGCGAUAGUGACGCAAAGUCCUAUACCAGCGUACAGGACAAACAUGACAGACACGAUUAUGGCUCUGAAUUAGAAGAUGACUCUGAAAUUGCAAGCAAUAACAACCUAAAGGAGCUGGCAGAAAAUCAUGAUAAAAGUUUUACUCUCCUAACCAAAAAAAAUUAUGAUCAACAAGUAUCGGAAGGCCAGCCCGUUGUGGCUAUAUCAACUGUAGAUAAGGAACUCCCAGAGAGUGAUCACAAAAAACCUCAAGUGAAAGAGGAAGAAGAAGCUAUCGAAAAAGUAACCCUGACGGAGCAACCGACUGUGGAAGAAAAAGAAGAUAUAGAUGAAGACUUAGAUGAAGAUAUGGCUGAAGAAAUGAGUACAAUUCAAGAGUCUACUGGACCUCUCGCCGAAAAGAAUCACAUUCCUAACAGGGAUAUUCUUCCACACCCAGAACCUUAUCCAGAACCUUUAGUUCCAAUUGAAAAAUGUAUAUUUCCAAUGUUGGAACCGGAGAUGAAGUUAUGGCUUCUCAAAAAUAAGCCGAGAGAAGAACGCGUUAAGAAUCAGAAGUAUCUUUUAACAAAACCUAUUGAAUAUUUAUUUGAUUAUCCAUUCUUUGCACAGGCCUGGAUUAUUCAUGAUCAAGCUGUUAAACCAAUUAUAACGAAGAAUUUGACAAAGAUUAAGCGUUACGAAUACUUAAGAAAUCUACAGUUGAAAGAUCAAUUCUUCAAACUUCAGGAUAUAUGGGAAAAGAAAUGUGACCAGAUGACGGAGCUCAGUGAGAGUUUCCAUAGAUCUGAACCAAGCGGAGAGCAGAAUAAAUAUGAGAAUCUCCAAGCAAAUGUUGAAAAUGCAAAUGAGGCUUUUGAACAACGCCCCACAAGCUCACGAAGGAGGAAUAGGGCUGAUUUUGUUGAUGAUAAUGAUAUUGAAAACGUAUUACUACAAAUUGAUCCAGAUUACAAACAUCAUCAAUUAGCAGCGAACAUUCCUGCUAUGACAUUGAAUCCUGUUGAUAAAUUUGCCUGCAAAUUCAAAGAUGUGAACAACUUGGUAACAGAUAAAGAUGCGUGGGCAAGUAGGCUCUUGACUGAUCGUAUUGAUUCAUUCACUCCUUAUGAGCAUGAACUUUUCGUUGAGGGUUAUCUAACAUAUCCAAAGAAAUUCGGCAAGGUUUCACAUUAUAUGGGUGGAUUAAGAACUCCUGAAGAGUGCGUCUUACACUAUUAUAGGACAAAGAAGAAGAGCAAGUACAAGAAACUAUUGCUUGAAAAACACAAGAAAAGGAAGGCCAGCAUUGGACGUCGUAAAAAAGACAAGUUCGAUAUUAAGAAAAAAGAUAGCGAGGAUAAGGUAGAGACUGAAGUACCAUUACCUUCCACAUCAAACGUUGAAACUCCUGUUUCUCAAACAUCUGUUUCUGAAACUCCUGUUGAACAAUCUGUUCGUACUGUUGAGCAAGUUGUCCCUGAAGUAGACCAUCCUCCUCCUGCUGAAGUUCAUCCUGUAUCCACUUUAGAACAACCACCUACUUUGGAACAAGAACCUAAAUCCACAGAAGAACCGCCAACUUUGGCCAAAAAGGUUGAACCAUCUUUGGCAACUUUUCAAGAACAACCUGUGAUCAAUAUAGAAGCAAAGAAGGAAUCCGAUACUGAGACAGAAAAUGAAGCAACGACGGACGGCGAUUAUAAUAUUAAACAACAGGUAAUGGAUUCAAGUGUAAAUGUUUCUGAACCAGUUUACAUGGUACAAGAACAGGUGUUACUUUCCAAUAAACCAUAUGAAGAUAUUGUGCCAAUGUUAGCUGAUAUGACAUCAAAAUCUGUAAUCAAUGAAUCUGUAAAGAAUGCUGAUCAUGCGGAUAUUGGAUUUGAUAAUACUGAAUCCCAUCUUAAACCAGAGGAUGAGGUUUCUUCAAAGCAUUCACUUUAUGAUCAAUCAAACGUCAAUUCUGCAGACCAACCUAUGAAGAAGAAAUUGAAACAAACAGAAGCUGUGCAUAAAUCGAGCUAUUGGAGUGUACAGGAAGCAAAAAAGUUCCCAGAAUUGCUCAGAGAGUUUGGUUCAAAUUGGACAUCGAUAUCUCAGAAACUUGGAACAAAAUCAACAACUAUGGUUAAAAACUAUUUCCAGAGGAAAGCGGAACAAAAUGGAUGGUAUGCUCUUGUUGAAAUGGGCAACAACCAACUUGCAUCCUCAUCAGUUCUAUCAUCAGGAGACCAGUCUACCAAACCCGUUGCUAUUGCUCCGGCUCCCAAUGUGAGUUCAGCUAUUAUCGUGAACUCAUUGCCUUCGCCUGCAACGGUUAAUAAGCCUGCGGAAAAACCAUCCAUUGAGCCACUUCCGCUACAAACGAUACCGCAGCAACAAAAACCUGCUGUUGGAUUUUUCAAUGAUUCUAAAUUGUCAUCCAUUCACAAACCAUCCUUUUCUCUAACCGGAAAUGAAGAUAGUUUUUCGAGAUUACCAACUCCAACCCAAGGUUUGCCUCCCCAGCAUUCACCUGUUAUCACAUCAUUCAGUGUUCCACAUACUCUUCCAAGACUGAAUACUAAUAAACUUCCUGAAAUUCAACCCUCAAUCUCCAAUGCUUAUUCGAACCUUGGCAAACCACAAACUCCCUCUGUUCAUUUUUCUGCGAAUGCUUCUGAAACUCAUCAUGCUCCAGUACAAUCACAUACAAUUACUUCCAGUAGGAGGUCUUCAAUCAGAAGCCUAUUGAACGAUGGCGAAGAUUCGGAAACUAAAACUAAUACGAUCUUAAACACAUCACCAACUGUUGUGGCAUCACCGAUUGGGCCAUCAAAUUUACCAAUUUUAAGACCAAUGCGCAAUGCUUCUGUUUCUCCUCCAUCAAUUCCUCCCUCUAAGGGAAGUGAUUCGGUUGUCUCCAAAGUAAUUGUUCAGGAGUUAUCUCAUAAUGUACCAACGAAACAAUCAAAUGAUUUAUCGAAGCCAAUGGCUCUGGCACCUACGUUGCCUCCUGCUCCGUCGAAUCCACCUCCAACCGUGCAGGCAGUUCCACAAUCGAUUAACUUUGCUAACGAUCCUUUAGCCGCACUUGCAGCGGUUGCUUCAUCCUCUGAAGCGUUCGGCCUGAUGCCUACAACAAACACGAGUAAUCUUAAUCAACAAUCACCACACCAAACUCAGAUCAAUUCAAGCACAUAUAAUCAACAGCGCCAAUGA